This is a messenger RNA of Microcebus murinus (gray mouse lemur), 2547 nucleotides long. RefSeq names its product ELAV like RNA binding protein 3 (gene ELAVL3). The record is from RefSeq and is a predicted model, not a curated record. Gene Ontology annotation, cellular component: ribonucleoprotein complex. Gene Ontology annotation, molecular function: RNA binding. NCBI's taxonomy places the organism in Eukaryota, Metazoa, Chordata, Mammalia, Primates, Cheirogaleidae.
AAUCAAGCAAUGUACAUAAACAAAACUACAAUAUCCCAGGAAAGUUGAUGGAAUGUUGGAAAAUCAAUUAAUAUAAUUCAUGACAUUACUAUAUUAAAGCUAAGAAAUCAUUUCCGUAGAUGUAGAAAAUUUUUAAUAAAAUUCAACAUCUAAUCUUUUUUUUUUUUUUUUAAUCUUGUUAGGGUACUAGCAAUAAAAGAAAAUGUUCUUAACCUGAUUAAGGCCAUCUAGAAAAACCCAUAGUAAAGAUCAUGUUUAGGUGUGAAAUGUUUAAAUCAUGUCAUUUACCAUCAAGAAUGAGGAAGCCACUAUCACAUUGUAGCCCCUGCAAUAAGACAAGAAAAAUAAAUAACAGGAGAAAAUAAAAUUGUCAUUAUAUGCCAAUGUUUCAUGUUAAAAAAAUGAAACAAAAUAGCUCAAUGGGAAAACUAUGAGGGUAAAUAUCUAGUAGGAAAAUUAUGUAUGAAGCAAAAGAAAUAUUAACACAUUUGAGAUAGGAAUUAUGUUUGGUGGGAGGAAAGAAAUAAGCUUAGGGAAGGGCAUAUGGGGGCUUCAAAGCUACUAAAAGUGUUAGAUUUCUUCUUCUGAAGACAAAAGCGUUCCUUUCUGUUAAUCUGAAAAUGCGUAGAUUGAUUUUAGACCUUUGUUUGUGUAUAUGGUGUUUGUAGAUGGAAUUUCUCGUGUUAAAAUCACAUCAGGUGCUUUUUUUCCCCCAGUACUUUUUCUGGUCAAUGCAAGGGAUUUCCGCAGUAAUAAGGAGUCCCCUCCUCCACUCCCCACUCCCCGUGACAAAGCCCAUAUCAGACGGGGCUGAUCCGUCACCAGCGGGCCACUCCUCGUCCCCGCAGGUCCCUGGCGUGGGGACUGGGCGGUGAGCGGGCGCGACCUGUUGUCUCCAGCAGAUACUGGGGGCCAUGGAGUCUCAGGUGGGGGGGGGCCCGGCCGGCCCGGCCCUGCCCAACGGGCCACUCCUUGGUACAAACGGAGCCACUGAUGACAGCAAGACCAACCUCAUCGUCAACUACCUGCCCCAGAACAUGACCCAGGAUGAGUUCAAGAGUCUCUUCGGCAGCAUUGGUGACAUCGAGUCCUGCAAGUUGGUUCGGGACAAGAUCACAGGGCAGAGCCUUGGCUACGGGUUUGUGAACUAUUCUGACCCCAACGACGCAGACAAAGCCAUCAACACCCUCAAUGGCCUCAAAUUGCAGACGAAGACCAUUAAGGUGUCCUACGCCAGACCCAGCUCGGCGUCCAUCCGGGACGCCAACCUGUACGUCAGCGGGCUGCCGAAGACCAUGAGCCAGAAGGAGAUGGAGCAGCUGUUCUCGCAGUACGGCCGCAUCAUCACCUCCCGCAUCCUGGUGGACCAGGUCACAGGUGUCUCUCGGGGUGUGGGCUUCAUCCGCUUUGACAAGAGGAUCGAGGCCGAGGAGGCCAUCAAGGGACUGAACGGGCAGAAGCCGCUGGGCGCAGCCGAGCCCAUCACGGUCAAGUUCGCCAACAACCCGAGCCAGAAGACCGGGCAGGCGCUGCUCACCCACCUCUACCAGUCGUCCGCCCGGCGCUACGCGGGGCCCCUGCACCACCAGACGCAGCGCUUCCGGCUGGACAACUUGCUCAACAUGGCCUACGGAGUCAAGAGUCCCCUCUCGCUCAUCGCCAGGUUCUCGCCCAUCGCCAUCGACGGCAUGAGCGGCCUCGCGGGCGUGGGCCUGUCGGGGGGCGCGGCGGGCGCCGGCUGGUGCAUCUUCGUGUACAACCUGUCGCCCGAGGCGGACGAGAGCGUGCUGUGGCAGCUGUUCGGGCCCUUCGGGGCGGUCACCAACGUCAAGGUCAUCCGCGACUUCACCACCAACAAGUGCAAGGGCUUCGGCUUCGUCACCAUGACCAACUACGACGAGGCGGCCAUGGCCAUCGCCAGCCUCAACGGCUACCGCCUGGGCGAGCGCGUGCUGCAGGUGUCCUUCAAGACCAGCAAGCAGCACAAGGCCUGAGCCGCCCCCGCCGUCCUCCCACCCUCCCCGGGCAGCAGAGAGAGAGACAGACAGACAGACAGACAGGGCCCGAGAGACAGCCAGGCAGACCCACGGACGACGUGAGGGACCCGCAUCCCUGCGAAGCCACAGGGUGAGCACAGCACUCUGGGGGGGCGGGGGUGCCGGGGCGGGGGGUGCCCGGGGGUCCCCUGCCCCGUCCCCCGCCCCACCCCCGGGCUGCGCUGGUCACUCUCUCAUCUUGGUUUGGUUCAUGGCGAAGGUUUUUGUUUCUUUUUUUGGCUAAAAAGAACGCAGCGGUGUGCCCCCACCCAGCCCCGGCCACCCUCCGUGGGUGGCCUGGGGGCCGCUGGAGGUGCCCUCCCAGGCCCCCUUGCCCAGGCCUCCCCGACACCCAAGGUGGGCUUGGGGAGAGGGAACAGGUUUAAAAAUCCCCAAAAAAGUGACACGUGAGGAGGCGGUGUGGGCACCCCCGGCCAGGGUCUCCCCUCCCCCGGGUGGACGUGGGGCGCCGGGGAGGGGGCUGGAAGCAGAAACAAAUGAAAAAAAAAAA